AGCGACCGAAACCUGCUAAGUUUACCUGUCAAAAGUAUCGUAGGCGGAUCUGUGGACGUGGAGAUUCGUGUCCAGGACUGGUUUCGAAACCUGCCCGCGUCUAUUCAGUCGGAACCGAGCAAGGAGUUCAUCCACUUUCUACCUUCUUUUGAGACGUUCACGUCUCCUCGGAAAGUCCUGUUUCUUCUUCAUUGAACACGAACGCUGAAACUGUCAAGACGCUUCCGGGUUUAAAGGUUUCAAAGUCAUUAUUUGAUAUAUAUAUAUCUAUAUGUAUAUUCACAAAUCAACAUGGAUAUUGCGAUGCAGACCAUUAAAACCAAUGGAAGCGACGCCGCGGCCCAUCUGAUGACCACCACAGCAGGAAACGGAGACGGUCACGCCUACAGAUGCCCCGACACAGCCGAGACAAGGGGGCUGCUGGGAGCUCAGCACAACGGCCAUAACAGGGAGACGCCGUCUGGACGCGUGGCAGCAUACACCAGUCCUCAGGAGAGCGCCAUGUGCAGGGUGAAAAAAGAGCUGAGCGAGGUGGUCUUCUGGAAAGUGCAACUAUGGAUGGCGGUCGUCAUGCUCUUCAUCCUCGUGGUCGCCGUCGUUCUCAUCUCCCUGGCGGUGUGCGCCGCCGUUCACGAGGACGCGGAUGAGAAGUUCGACCGCUCAACGUUCAGAGUUCCUCGCCUCUUCAACGGUAGCUUCAGUCUUCCAGGGCUGGUCUUCAGCGAGGACCUCCUCAUGGGAUCCUCCAACGAGAGCCAAGCCCUGGCGAGUGUCCUGCAAGGAAAGCUGACAGGCCUCUACAGAUCCUCCCCCGCUCUGGGCCGCUACUUCUCCAAAGCUGAAAUUUACGCUCUCAGGAAUGGCUCAGUCAUUGCCGAGUACCAGCUGACAUUCCUGAUGCCCGAGGAGCACGAGGAGCAGCUGAGGAGCUUCACGCUGAGCAGGGAGAUGGUCUACAACGUACUCCGACAGUUCCUCUGCGAGCAGGACGACCACGCCUCAGGGCCCUUGUACAUCGACCCCGUUUCCCUCAAGUUGUUUUGAAGAGCGACCCGGAGGUGGGUUCUUUUCUUGGUUUCUUUGUGGUUCUCCAGAGUGCAUGUGAUGCAAGUCAUGCAGGAAAACCACACACACACACGUGGCGUAAAACUCAUCUUACAUAUCUUCUGUUGGACGUUUUAGACACGCCACCCUCACCAAGUACCAACAACAGCAUUUAACAGUUGAGCUUUUGUGCAUUGCUGACAAGUAUUAGCGUAUAAAUGUCAUUAUUUGCAUAAACUGUAUGUGUUGGUGUAGACUGCGGGGUUCAAUGUGGGGACACUUCAUUAGGUACACCUGCACAAUGUAAUGUCAACCUGUAGACAAGGUUUUCUCAUAUUUUCAUGACCUUAUUGGGGUAAAUUUGUGCGUCCAUAUAUUAGAAACAGCUCUCAUUAUGACGCAGCGCAUUUCCACACCACUGCAAACUACAAGCACAAAAUUAAACAUUUAAAUACAAGCAUUUGUUAGCAGAAAAAUGUGUCUUUGUGAUGACUUUGGAGAAAUGUUCUAAAUGGAAAAUAUGUAGCAUUAUUUGACAAGCAUUUAAAGUGCUCAUGACACCAAAAAAAAGUUUGAAAAUGAAAGUACUCACUUAACUCGUUCAAUCCCAGCCACUUUUCAACAGACAGUACCGGCCAUUUUAGACCAUGCUCUUUCAAGGCACACAGAGUAUUGUGUUCUAUGGCUAUAUAAACAUAUAACCUACCAAAAGAAAAAUUUGCCUCCCGUCUUUCAAAAUAAAAGACCGGUUAGCUCGUACAAUAGAUCUAGUCAACAAAAUAUGGAUUUACUUAAUGAAACUGACAGAUGGACUGCAAGCUAGAAAGACGAGUGACAGCAAGUCAUGUUUUUAAUUCAAUAUGCGGGCAGUAUGGAAACAGUUGUCCCGCCAGGUUUGCCGACACAUCUGACGAUGCAAAAGGAGUCUUUUAGAAACGUGAACUAUCUUACUCCGUCUCCUCGAGUUUUCCAGCAAGAGCCUUCAAUACAACAAGCGGGCAUAAUAUAAAAUAAUAUAUAACAAACAACGACAACUCAUCCAGAACUGGACCAUAACCACUGAGAAAGCAGCAGAGCGAAGCAGAACUUCCGGGUCUGGUCUGGCGUCAACAUCACUAGCUGCUGCUCCUCCACACCCGGAUGAAGUCACAAAAAUUUGUAAAAAUUGUAAAUAUUUCAAUAUUCGAUCGUAUUGUCUAACAUAGGAAUUUCAUUGUCAUUUUUCAUGGCCGAAAUAACAAGAUGAACAUGUGUUUUGGUGUCAUGAGCCCUUUAAGCAUACUGUACUGUAUAUACGCAAUAGAAUGAUGUUGUAAGUUGGCCGUUAUUAUCUUUUAUAAAUAAAAAAAUAUAUACUUGAUCUCAUUAGAUUGCAGGUGUACCUCGUGUGUAUUUUAAAUAUGAUUUUAUGAUGUUUCCUCACAAUUUGCAAUAAACCUGAAGUAAAUGAUAA
Molecule: messenger RNA, 2497 nt
Organism: Dunckerocampus dactyliophorus (ringed pipefish)
Lineage: Eukaryota; Metazoa; Chordata; Actinopteri; Syngnathiformes; Syngnathidae
Product: TPA-induced transmembrane protein
Exons: 7
Coding region: 292-1044 (250 amino acids)
Source: RefSeq, a predicted model, not a curated record